AUGAGUUUUGUCACAGCAAAUGAAAUGGCUUCAGCUGAUAAUUUAAAUCAGUUGGAACCAACAUUUAUGUAUACUCAAAUAUUCAAGGAUAUUCUUCUUGAUAUGGAAUACGAUGAACAGGCCAUUGCACAGUUUACAACUUAUUGUCGACAACAUGAUUGCGGAUCGGCAAUCACUAUUGAUCGAUUUGAAAAGGAAUACUAUGCUCAAUCAGCUAUUUGGUGGUAUACUUAUCCAUCAUUUAUCUAUUCUAUGCUGAAUAAUGCUCUUCGCUCUAUGGAAGGCGAUACCAUUAUUAACAUGGGCUUUUUCAUACAGGAUCUUCAUCAACAAAUUCAACAAUUACACGAACAACAGGUUAAUAGUUAUAACGGCAAACCAUUUUUAGUUUACCGGGGACAAGGUUUAUCCAAAACAAAUUUCGAAAAACUACAAAGAACAAAACGCGGUUUAAUGUCCUUUAAUAACUUUUUAUCCACGAGCACCGAACAACACAUAGCUCUCGGACUCGCUACAACUGCGUCACACAACACAGAUAUGGUAGGCAUUCUUUUUAUAAUGUCCAUUGAUCCUUGUGUUAAAUCACCACCAUUUGGCUCCAUCAAAGAGAUGAGUUAUUUUAAGGAAGAAGAGGAAAUCCUCUUCUCAAUGCAUACCGUCUUUCGAGUGGGUACAAUUGAAGAAAUGGAAAACAACAAUGAGCUUUAUCAAGUUCAAUUACAAUUAACCUCAGAUGAUGAUGUGCAACUACGAUUGCUUACUGAUCGGAUACGAGAAGAAGUCGGUGGUACUGGAUGGCAGAGAUUGACUGACUUAUUGAUUAAAGUUGGUCAAUUUAAUAAAGCUGAAGAAUUUUAUAAUGUAUUAAUUGAACAGACAUCUCACGAGGAUGAAAAGCAACAUUACUAUAAUCGACUGGGAUAUGUCAAAGAUGAACAGGGUGAUUAUGAAAAGGCUAUUUGGUAUCAUGAACAAAGACUUGAAGUCUAUAAAAAAACUCGUCCAUCAAAUCAUUCGUCAUUGGCUACUUCAUACAGCAACAUCGGUAGUGUGUAUGACAAGAUGGGAGAGUACUCGAAAGCACUGUCAUUUUACGAAAAAGUACUUUUCAUACAACAAAAAAAUCUUCCUUCAAAUCAUCCUAAUUUGGCUACUUCAUACAACAAUAUCGCUUGCUUGUAUGACAACAUGACAGACUAUUUGAAAGCCUUAUCAUGUCUUGAACAUGCUCUGAACAUAUGGCAAGGUGCACUACCUCCAAGUCAUCCUCAUAUAAAAACGGUGAAAGAGAGUAUUGAAAUUGUUAAAAAGAAAUUAUAA
Molecule: messenger RNA, 1320 nt
Organism: Adineta steineri
Lineage: Eukaryota; Metazoa; Rotifera; Eurotatoria; Adinetida; Adinetidae
Source: the annotation of a GenBank genome assembly